Molecule: messenger RNA, 804 nt
Organism: Aureobasidium musti
Lineage: Eukaryota; Fungi; Ascomycota; Dothideomycetes; Dothideales; Saccotheciaceae
Source: the annotation of a GenBank genome assembly
AUGCAGAGCCAACAGCCUCCCCUCAUCAGAUCAGCCCCUAAACCUGCCACCGACCCUGCCCAUGGUGCUGCCAUAAUCUUUCUCCAUGGUCUCGAUGAUGAUGCCAUGGGAUGGGAGAGUCUGUCUCCCUUCUUUCUUUCUGCCGGAAAGCCUACAGCAAGAACUUACACUACAUCCNNAGACAUAGCCACACAGUUCCACCAAGGAAACAAGCUACCCUACAUGCAAUGGAUCUUUCCGAAUGCACCACAUAACCUGGAUGCCAGGCAAAAUGCUUGGUAUGCACCCUCGUCUUUGCAACCCGCCCCUGCUGGUCGGCCGGAACUCGCUCCAGAAGAAGAUGAGGAGGGUUUGAGGAAGAGUGUCGAAUAUGUCGAAUCACUCAUUACCGACUUGACAUCGAGAGGAAUUCCAGGAAAUCGCAUAGUCCUCGGAGGCUUCUCGCAAGGCUGUGCCCUUGCAUUGCUCACCGAGCUGACUUCUCGCUAUUCUGGAAAGCUUGCAGGUAUUGUCGGCUUGAUGGGCUAUCUACCGCUGCCCGAGACUAUCCAGAAAUUACGCGGUCAAGCCGGUUUGCCUCAUGUGGUAGGCCAUGUGCCCAUGUUUUUGGGACGUGGAACUUCAGACAGAUUGAUUCCACGCAGCAAAUGGACUGAGGGCCUGAACAAACUGAAAGAGUUGGGCGUUGAUGAUGGAGCCUUGGAGAUCAAAGAGUACGAGGGCUUGGCGCAUGCGCUGUCACCUGCUGUUCUGCAGGACUUGAGUAAAUGGUUGGAAAGAGUGGUGCCCAAACUGGAAGAUUAA